Podarcis muralis (Common wall lizard) is the source of this 4146-nucleotide messenger RNA. NCBI's taxonomy places the organism in Eukaryota, Metazoa, Chordata, Lepidosauria, Squamata, Lacertidae. The record is from RefSeq and is a predicted model, not a curated record.
AACGCCACAACCCCAGAGUCAGUCAUGACUGGACCUAAUGGUCAGGGGUCCCUUUACCUUUACCUUACUUUCCUAUUAUAAAGAUGAAGCUUAUUUGCCCAAUAUUAGUCUAUGAAAAAAAUUGUUUGAUACCUUUUUUGAUACUAAAACUGGAAUUCUAUACUCACCUGAGAGUUAAGUUCCACUGAGCUAAGGCUUCUGAGUGGACUCGCUGUAAGUUGCCCCUUAUUUUCUGAAGUGUCUACUCAAGGCUAGUUGAGCAUUAUCAUGUAGCAACUGCUUUAAAAUGCCCAGACUGAGUCCAAACAAAUUCCUCCCUUGGGUAGGAAAGUGCAACUGAUAAAUGAUAGAAGUACAGGAUUUCUGUGCAAAAUAUCUAUAGCUCUAGCAAUUUUAAUGAAUACCACUAGUGAUAAAAUUUGCCAUCACCUACUUAGGCUUUCCUGAAAGGAGCAAUUAAUGAGGAAAAUGACAAUUAGCAAUUUUUAAACUUCCAAGAAUCCGUCUACAGCAGAACUAACAAUCCUUCCCCAAAGCAAGAGUUCUAGUUUUUACUCUGCUUGAUGAAGAUUUUAAAACCUAAAGAGACAUAAGUAGAACAGCCUUCCACUUGAGUUUUUCAGCAUUCAAAUUUUAAAGCUGUUAAUUUUAAAUCUGCUACAUAUGCCCCCAGCUACUGGAUAAUACGCAGAGCAGGGUUGCUGUGAUAUUGAAGCUGUGGGACUUUUCUUGAGGAAAUUACCUUGCCCCUUCCCUCUUGAUUUUAAAUAUUUGCCAGGCCAAAGUGUCCACUUUCUAGAGGAUUUUUGAUUGGCUCUGCUGAGUGCUUUUGGCUUUAUUUCUGCUGCUCUGUUUAAUGUUGCUUAUUAGUAUUCAUGGGGCAGAGGUCGUUAGUGUUGCAUCCAGGGGCACAAUGGUGCCCCUGAAGCCUUUUCCUAGUGCCCACAAAGCCUCUGAAUGCUUCCCUGAACUGCCACCUUGGUCAUGACGGGGUAAUGGUAGUUUACUCCCCGCCCCCGAAAAGUACAUACAGCUGAAGGAGGAAGUUGGAAGAAUGGCACUCUUCUUUCCUGUUUCAGCUCCAUGUGCUUUUCUAGGUUCAGGUUAAUUCUACCUAGAUCCCUUGGAAGUAAGAUGUGCAUGCACUUCCUUUCUUCGGAUUGGGGGGCAGAAGUGACCAGGGUGGUGGUACCCAUGGCACUUGCUCAAACAUCCAGAUGUGCCCACAGACCUAAAACAUGUGAAAGGGAGGUUACAAAUAUUUUAGUAUAUAGUGUGUGUGUGUGUGUGUGUGUGUGUGUACACACACACACGUUUAAGUUGUUUUCAGACUUUAUUCUCAGUAUUGGUUCUUCUUCACUGAGGCUGUUGUCAAGGAAUAUGGUAUAAAUAAAUGCUAUGCUGCUCAUGCUCUAGUGCUUGGAACACCUGUUUUGAAACUUCAGUUAAGACUUGCAGCCUUUCUUCACGCUAAGAAUGGGAUUUUGUGGCCAUGACCUAUAUUCUUGGUCAGAAUCAAUGACAUCAGCCAAAGCCGAGGGUAGAGAAUAGGGAGCUUUAAGGAUCAGGACCUUUCCCCUUUGUAUAACUGCCUUUUAAAAUGUUGUUGAAGUCAAAACAUUUAUGUUUUAAUACAGUGAAAUAGACGUGUCUAGGUCUCAUUCCUUCCGUAUUAUUUUUGCUCUCAAGUUAUUCCCAUACAAAUCUGAAAGGCAACAUACUCAGCGUAUAUCCUUGAGUGCACAAAAGAAAGUGUGGGGAGGCGAGAGAAAGAGGCCAGACCUUAAUGUACCUGAAACACUAGAUUAUUCCCCAAAGUCUUUUUAAUGGCUCUCAUCCUAUGUUCACUUUUAAGUUUAUUUGAGAUUUUCUUCCAAGUAAAUGUGUAUAAUAUGGUAGCCCAGGUUUUGUUUUCACUGUGGAAACUUGGUGUUGCUGUGUUUCUUUUUAAGUGGAUGACUAGAGUGUGAAGAAAACUAACAUGAUUAAAACUGGAUUUGAGCACUGACAGAGUUCCUGUAGGUAUUAAGGAUUAGCAGUAACAGCUGUUGCUCUUCUCAUUAGUAGAGAGAGUAAAGAACUUUUUUCCUUAAAGGAUGUUUGCCUGGCAGGCUGAAGGAGAAAAUUGCUGAGUGUCUGAAGGAACAUGUGUCCCAAGGUAGAGGAAGAGAUGAAAGUUCAGGCGCUUUUUGUUGUGUGGGCAUUGACAAUCCUGUGCUUAGUUUCAUACACCGCAGCAUUCUCCCAUGGGGCCAGUCUUUCGGCAUGUACUGAUAUGAGGCCCAAACAUAUCAGAGCUCACCUUCAGAACCCGCAGAAUAACUAUAUUACCAUCCAUACCAAUAUAUCCUUUUUUCCAGGUGACAAGGUUCCAGUCACCGUCAGGAGCACGCGUGAUUUCAUGGGCUUUAUGCUUCAAGCUCGCAGGGUAUCAAACGAUCAAAUUGCUGGCACUUUUGUUUACAUUCCUCCUGGCUCCAAAGUGCUGACUUGUUUUGAAGAUGGCGACACUGUUACCCAUUCAGACAAGUCACUGAAGAGAAACCUGUCGUUCGUGUGGAAAGCACCCGAUCAGCCCAUUGGAGACAUCAGGUUCUUUUUAUCAGUCGUCCAGUCGUACUUUGUUUAUUGGGCAAGGAUUGAAUCUUCCACUGUGUCUCAACAAACACAAAACAGAACCACAGCUGAAAGUAAUGUAGCCCCCAGUGUAAUAAAGCCAACACCUCUUCAAAAGUCUACUGAUCUAAAAGGAGCAUUUGCUGCAGGGAAAGAAAGUUCCACUCCUGACACCAUCUUAACUCAGUUUGCAAAAUUUACACAUACUAGUCUCACUCGGCUUGCAGCCACAUUGAUUUUGGAUCCAUCUUACAGUGGACGACAAGUCUCUGAGCCUCCUGACAAUGGAAAUGCUCUGUCUGAAUCCCUUGCAGACUUGGUCACUUCACAUGCCAUCAGUCGCAGUAGAGAAAGACAAGCUAUUGGAAGUGGCACAGUUGGUGAUCUCACACUGGAGCCAUCACUUCAGUUCCAGGAUCUCGGCUUCAUAGCACAACAUCAUUCCUCCAGCCACAGCAUGUACAACAGGAGAGAAAAUACUUCAAGCUUUCCCAUAUCACAGCUUUGCUCUACAUGUAAAAAAGGCAUGGAGACACAGGCAUGGUGUGUAGACCACAGAGAAAACAGGCCGAGCAAAGAAGUGCAUUUGGAGGUUUCUGCAACACCUAACCCAGGCCUUAGCAAGUCUGUGCUACCCGUUACAGCUUCACCGCUGGUCCACUUCCGGGAUCCUCUACGCCUUCCAGGCAUGGGAACAAUAUCAGAGCAUUUAGGUAGUGAAGAGGACAUGAGUGUCUAUCAAAGUUUAUCAGGAGCUUCAAAGAAGAUGGCAGAGAAACAAGCAGCGACGUGGGUCGUUCCAGCAAACUUCCUGCCCCAGGCUGAACUUACAUCACAUGAGCAGGAGGGAAAGGGCAGAAAGGAUAUCCCUGGGAACACACUCCUGAAGGUAACAAGAGCCAUACCCAAAGCUACUGUUCCUGGAGGAGGAGGAGGAGGAGGAAAGCCACGCAAGGAGUCCCAGCUUGUAGUAGCUCAGCUGGGUGUUCUCCUUGGAUGCUCUGCUGUCCUCAGCAUGGUGCUGGCUGUUGGUCUACGCUGCAUCCAUUCCCAGUAUUGUCACAAGCGAACGGAAGUGUCCUUUAGUGAGCCAGAAAAUAAUGCCAUGGCACUUCAGGAGAAUGGGGAGAUGAUGCAUUUCAGAAAAAUACGAGAGAACAGCUUUGUUCUGGUACAGGCAGAAUACAACUGGAUCAGCCCAUCAGGCAGUGGGAAAAAAGCUGUUCUCUAGGAUGUCUACUAGCUCAUGGUGGUUGUUCUUCCUGUUAGAUGUCAGAUAGCUUCAUCUGUAGGCCUGCAGUAGAAAAUAAUAGCACAGGAAAUGGAGCAGUUGCAUAUAACCAUCUAAGCAAACCUGUUUUGUGUACACAUGAUUUUGUUGCAAUGCAGAUGUAUCUAGCUACUUUGCAGAUAUUAUGCAGAUGUUCUUACUUUCAGAUAUGAAAAUAUAAAGGUAUGUUUUGUUCAAAGUGUAACUCUUAAUGCAAUUAAUAUUGCAUACCUGCUCAUUAAAUUGGACUAUUGUUGCUA